Megalopta genalis is the source of this 1685-nucleotide messenger RNA. RefSeq lists its product as uncharacterized. NCBI's taxonomy places the organism in Eukaryota, Metazoa, Arthropoda, Insecta, Hymenoptera, Halictidae. The record is from RefSeq and is a predicted model, not a curated record.
ACAGGGAGAACUUUUUUUAAAGCAAGGGCUCUGCAACUUUCAAGGACGUCGUCUCCCUUUGUAUAGGCUCUCUCGCGAAGAUGCGAAAAGAGAAGUUGUCUCGAGAGAAAGUUUUAAUUCGGAUAGAACUCGCAAAAAUAUAAGAGUGUAUUACAGUAAUAAAGUAACAAUAAUAAAUGAAUUACUUUAUUAUUGUAAUAAUAUAUAUAUAUAUUGUAAUAAUAUAUAAUAUAAAUAAUAAAUGAAUUAAUAUAUCUACACGGUGACGAAAGCUUCGAUAGCAAAUCGUCGAUAAGAUAGAAAACAUUAAUUACCUCCAUUCCGCCACAGUAAUCUCCGCUAUCUCCAUCUAUCAUAGACAACUGAAAAUCCGAAAUAACUUGAACGUAACCACGAGUCAUCGGUACAUACGUACAAUUCAGUUGACAGUUCAUAAUUAAAGAUAAUAACAUCACCGAAAAGUAUGACAACGACAGUUCGAAAAUCCUUCGACGAGAUGCCGGUAAAACCAAACCACUGCUCCGGCGUUUAAAAAAUGGCGGACGCCGCGCCAAGAGUUCGAGCACUUCGGAACACCUGCAAAAAUACCCGCAGAAUGUCGCGCUUUCCGCCGUCAUAAGUUAACCUUGCUUUUAGUUCGCUUCACCCGGUGGAAGAAAUUGAAAAAAAUGGCGAAUGCCUCAACAUGCGGAACAAUAAACGGACCGUGGACAAGCUCGUGACUAACCCGUCGCCAUCAACGAAGUUGCCUCCGCGCCGGAAGUUGGACCGACCAGGUGACUCGAUGUCUUCGCGACUGAUUUCCGCCUGGUUCGACAACGAUGCGCGACUGGUGAACCGCACGAUCAUGAUCCCGAUCCCUCCAGAGGACGCCAAGGUGCUCGGUCUGCGUAUACCCGAUUCGGAAAACUCCUCCUCGCUCGAGUCGAAUUCGUCUUCCUCGAAGAAUUCCACCGUUCCGUCCGGCUCGAGGACCGACGGGAAAUACGCGAAUGAUGCCGGUCGAUCGAGCAGGGUCCUUGGACGGCGUCGAAACGCGGACGUCAAGGCGACGAAGAGGCUUCAGGAUUCGAAGAGGGAAGAAGAAGCGAACGAACGGGAGCAAGCGAUGAAAAAGCUGAACGGUAUUCACGCGAAAUUGAAAAGAGGCUUGAGGAGCAUGUCGUAUAAAAAGACGAACCGGUUGGGCGACUCCGAGGUGCCGAAAGCGCCCGAAUGUUCCGACAAUGUAGGCCCUGCUGCGGCGUUGAAGGGAGGCAACCACCGGCCGGCAAUCGGCAGUAAAUUCAAGAAAAGUCUGUCGAACAGCCGGAAAGACGAGACGCGCGAGGAUAAGAAAGAGUCGAACGCCGCGAAGUCCAUGAGACAAUUGUUCAGCGUGGCCAGCUCGUGGAGCACCGACUCUAUAGUCAGCCACUCGGACAACUGCCCCUGCUGUCAUAGUCGAGAGAUUCGCCGUCCUCGCGGCACUGACGUCGUUCGCGACGCGUGAACGAUCGCUGCUCCCUCUUGCGCGAAACCGUUGCGUCUCGUUGAAGGAGAAUAUCGUCGCGACAAAACGUCGAUGGAAACAUCGAAACUGGCGUUUUUUUUGUGAUAAUAUCGAUCUCGUGUCAAUUGAUUUGUAGCGUAAUUUUAAUAAAAAAAAAGGAAAAGAAAAAAUAUAAUAAUUUAUAAUAAUAUAA